Penicillium roqueforti is the source of this 3687-nucleotide messenger RNA. RefSeq lists its product as uncharacterized. The record is from RefSeq and is a predicted model, not a curated record. The transcript has a single exon. Bases 1 to 3687 code for a protein of 1228 amino acids. Lineage: Eukaryota; Fungi; Ascomycota; Eurotiomycetes; Eurotiales; Aspergillaceae.
AUGCAAUCCUUCAAAACACCCGACUUCUUGGAGACUGGGGCCGUGUCCCGUUCGCGCAGCCCCAGUGUCGUUUCUAGCGAUUCGCAAUUUUCUCGAGUCAACCUCAUGUCCCCACCGUCCGUGACGCCCGCUCCAGCAUUCAUCUCGCCCUCUGCGGCUUCGGAUAUCGUCUCUGCCGACCAGGAGUUCAACGCCGCUGAUUUUGUCGCCGAGGAUGAGGAAACCGGGGCCGGCGCCACCGCGCUGGUGACCCCGGCCGCGCUAUCGCUCCUGAACGGAUUCCUCGAUAAUCUCUUGUUUAAUAUCCUCGCUUCGUCCAAGUCGACCCAGCUCGCAUGCAUUCGACCCGCCAUGGCUGAUGUGUUGAAGCCCCGCCUGGCCAAGGAAGUUGUAGCCUCGGCUGAAGAAGAGUUGGGCGAGUAUAUGGGCGGAGCGGACGAUGAGCAGACGGAAUUCCGCGGUGGCCAGGAGCCCGGCGGCGAUUUUGAUCUAGUACGCUCAUGGAAGUUAACCCGUCUACGAUGCAUGGUCUACACACGGCUGGGCGAUAUGGAAGAGGAUGACGAAGAUGAGUUUAUUGCGCAGGAUAGCCUGGGAGAGACCGAUGGAGCACCCCGCAGAUUCAGCAGUCACGUCGACAAUAUUACACCCGCAGCUUCUAUUUUCCUUACCUCGAUCAUCGAAUACAUUGGCGAGCGGGCACUCGUCAUUGCCGGCGAGACAUCGCGGUCUCGUUUGUCGGCACAACUCAACAAUGGCGGUCCUGAGUUUGGAUCUGGACAUGAGCGGAAAAGAAUCGAUCGACUUGUGGUGGAAGAUCUCGAUAUGGAGAAGUUGGCCCUGAAUGCAACCCUGGGUCGUCUGUGGCGCACGUGGAGGCAGCGCCGACGCGGAACCAAUCUUUCUCGAACACUAUCCCGUGAAUCAUUCCGCCCACGUGGAUACUCGCUGGCAAACAGCCGAAAGAGCAGCAUUGUGACCAUCGAGGAGCCAAUAACGCCCAAGGAGCCUCUCCCUGUGGCGAUGCCCCCGCCUUUGGACCCCGCCACUGUGCCCUUGCCAACGAGCCAUUACGAUGUUCAAGAGAUCGAGGUCCCUGGCUAUACUGGCGAUCUAGAUGGGGAGGUACAGACCAUGGAGGCCGUUAUCGCUCACAAGGUGCGACCGCGCAGUCUGAUGGUGUUUUCAUCGCCCUCGCUUGUCCCAAAAUCUCCAGGUUCAGCAAGCAUCUCGCCCGUGAGUACGUCAGCUAUUGAAAUUGGCAAUCCAAUCCGUCAUGUCCGCACGAGGUCUCUACCUGGUGGGGCACCUACACCCGACUUCACUGAGGAGGAGCCGGAGUGGCCGACAGACCACCCGUCACCCACUGCAUCGGAGAAAAAGCAACUCGAGACUAUGUACGAGGAUGAUGAAUCAGCAGAAUAUGUGGAUGCAGCUGAAACCAGCCCUGGCAUUGCUAUCACGACAGAAGAGGAACAGGAAGAGACACCACUUAUGGAACCUGUAGAAGAAGCUUCCGAAAUUGCGAGAAUGUCGAUCUUGCAUGAAGAAGAGGAGGAGACACAUCCUGUCGGGGAGACGGUUGCAUCAUUGCACGCUAUCGCACAAGCUGAAGACGCUAUGACUGAUCAAUCCAAUAGUCCUCGCGUCUCCCUCGUAUCCUUGGGUGAUCGGCGGAAUCAGAAAGACCUAGAAGUGAUUGAGGGCACUGGGUUAUGCGAAAAGCCUAAAUUGACUUCGACGAUACACCGACCAAAACGACAACCCUCCAAGGACGCCAGUCUACUGAAUGCGAAGUCGAUCUCUGAACAAACUAGCGACUCUGAACUGCAAGCCGUUGCGGAGAGUCAGCCUUCAGCGCAAGGGGUUAAGACCACGCCGGCUCCACCCGCACCCCCCGUCGAGGCUAUCACAUCUCGUACCGAUCACGAUGGGACCCCUCCGACUCGACCAUCAGAGGAAUACACCGAAACAGCAAAAUCUCUUUCCCCCGAUAUCAUUUGCUCGACUUCUGGUUCAGGUAAUUCGCAGCUAUCGAAAACCCGCCCCAGACCUUCUCCGUUGGAGGUCACAACCAACAAUCGAAGCUCCUCUUCCUCUACGGUUGAACGAGCCGCUGUUCAACGCAUGUCUCGGCCAUCGUCAUCUAUCACCACUAAAACCCGCCGGUCUGGGAGCUUCGGCAGUGCUCGCGAGAAAACGCGUCCAGUGACUGCCGGCUCCACUACCUCGCAGGUGUCUAGCAGGUUUAAGGGUAUCAUGAAUCGGCCACAGGGUGAAUCUGGGCCGCCCCGCAUGCGCAGCUCGUCUGAAACUAGUCGCGCAUCUGGCGGGAGCGUGGACUCUGUAGAAGAACUUGCCGAUUUGGACAAGUUGAUCAACAGCGACGAGACUAUCCAUUACACUCUCACUCCCCGAAGUGUGAGGGAGAUGACAUUCCCCAAACAACCCAAUCGUUCAGUUCCUCGGUCAGAGACGGCAGGCGUCUCCGACCUGGCUAAUUUCUUAAAUACCACUCCGCCACCAGGGGAAGAUAAGCACCGUCCUCAAACCUCGGUUUCCUCAAGAGCAACCGAAGAGAUGUCUCCAAUUUCCCACACCAGAUCCAUUGAUUCGCCCAAGCACAUCCCGCUUACCACGCGCUUGACCAACAUGUCAUCAACAUCGAGGUCUAGCAAGAUUGGGCCGGCGCGGGAUGCGCGAGUCCCACCCUCGGACUCGACACGCGACUUUGCGGAUUUCAUGAAAUCGACUGGUCCUGCUGGUGGGGUAAACGAGUUCAAACCCUCUAUCUCCGCUGAGGGCACGCGGUCUGUUCGUCCUCCAUCCGCCGUCUCUUCUGCCUCCCGUGGAAACCGACCUAAGCUUCAAGCUCGGUCUGCUGAGACGAAAGGAUCUCCGACCUCGGACCUCAUUGACUUCAUUCGCGAGGGACCUCCUAUGCCUGCAGGUGCUCACCGGAUUCCUCGGACAGUUGCGCCUUUCAACGCCCUUGAUUCGGAUGAUCUUCAGAUGGAGACCACCACAUCCAGUUCUUUCGUCAGCACUGGGAAUGAAUCUACACCCAAUAAAUCAUUGACAUCUCUUGGUUCGCGGUCCGGCUUGCUGGAUUCAAAUCAGAACAAGGCCCCAGCGUCGACAAGCGCCAUGGACUUCGACGAGCCUCAGCCGCCUGUUCGGAAGCAACGCCGUGCUCCAGAUCCGUACGCCAUUGACGACGAUGACGAUGACGCGUAUCUAGAAGAGCUUCUGGAACAGGAACAGAACCCCAAGCCCAAGCGCGAGGAGGAGAGCCUGAUGGAUUUCCUACUCAACGCUCCUCCUCCCCCUUCCUCCGAACAACCCCCACAGCCAUUUGCCGUUCGUGCUCCUGCAUCAAAUAAUCUCUCCGGUGCAUCGGGCAUGAAGGCCCGCUUGCUCCGCACUUCUCAUAACUCCUUGCGCACCCAAACCGCCCCCACCAAGGUCCAUUCUGACUACGCUACCAAGGUCGGUCAGCAGCGCAACAAUGGCACCCUGCCUUCUCUCUCAAAUCGCCCGACCAACACCGGUGAUUUGGCGGAUUUCCUCCGAAAUACCGGACCUCCUCCAGCCCCCGCGCGAGCUUCAUCAACACCAAUGGGCGCUAAGACGAAGGACGGUAGCUUCUCCCGUUUCUUCUCGCGUCGAAAGAAGGUCGAGGCUUAG